Molecule: messenger RNA, 1460 nt
Organism: Rubroshorea leprosula
Lineage: Eukaryota; Viridiplantae; Streptophyta; Magnoliopsida; Malvales; Dipterocarpaceae
Source: the annotation of a GenBank genome assembly
CGACUAUUCAUUAUAACAUCGUUCAUUCUCCCGAAUUUUCUCGUUCGUUAGCUGUUAGCACUUCCUCCUGAAUUCGUUUGCAUCUUUCUUUAGAGCUGCGGCCUUUGACCGCCAUCGUCUCCGAUCCGCCUCCAAUUCACUUGCAAAAAUAUAGACUGAAAUGGCUGGAGGAAUGAUCCAGCAGGUCCUAAGGAGGAAGCUUCAAUCCCAGGCUGCUGCCACUCCGGUUUUAUCAUUGCUUAAUUCAAAGAAAAUUCGUGAAGAUGCUGGGCCUGAUGGCAUGAAAUCCUUGAGAACUUUUGCACUCCUUGGAGCUGGUAUUUCUGGGUUGCUAGGUUUUGCAACAGUUGCUUCUGCUGAUGAAGCUGAACAUGGCUUAGCAGUUGCAAACUAUCCUUGGCCUCACUCGGGCAUCCUUAGUUCAUAUGACCAUGCUUCGAUUCGUCGGGGUCACCAGGUUUACCAACAAGUAUGUGCAUCCUGCCAUUCUAUGUCUCUAAUAUCAUACCGUGAUUUGGUCGGUGUUGCAUAUACAGAAGAGGAGACAAAGGCUAUGGCUGCUGAGAUUGAGGUUGCUGAUGGGCCUAAUGAUGAGGGUGAGAUGUUCACCCGUCCUGGUAAACUCAGUGACCGUUUUCCUUCACCUUACACAAAUGAAGCAGCAGCUAGGUUUGCCAAUGGAGGUGCUUAUCCUCCAGAUCUAAGUCUUAUCACUAAAGCUCGUCAUAAUGGGCAGAAUUAUGUUUUUGCCCUUUUAACUGGUUACCAUGAUCCUCCUGCUGGAGUUUCGAUCCGAGAGGGGUUGCACUACAACCCUUAUUUCCCUGGAGGGGCUAUUGCUAUGCCCAAAAUGCUUAUUGAUGGUGCUGUAGAGUAUGAAGAUGGUACCCCUGCAACAGAAGCUCAGAUGGGGAAGGAUAUGGGUUUCAAGUGGAUAUUUGUACUAUCAUUGGCUCUACUUCAAGCUGCAUAUUACCGGCGCUUGAGGUGGUCUGUUCUCAAGUCCCGUAAGCUGGUCCUUGAUGUUGUCAACUAGCUUUUCUUUGGUUUCUCUAUUCCAAUGUAUCUUGGGCAAGAAGAUUCAGCAAUAAUUGCGUUUUGAAGUGAUCUAGGUUUUUGCCAUGACAAAUUGAUGGUUCAGUUGUCAAUGGGUAAUGAGGUGACCUCAAAGUAUUUUUCCAAAUUUAGGAAGAAAUAAGCUACGCCAGCUGCACUAUACAUUUAUUCUUGUUUGAGACCCAAAUUUUUGUUUAGCACUACAUGCUCCUGCAUGGGUUGUUCCCCCUUUAAAUACUUAAUUAUAAUCUUCUAUUAAUUUUAUAAAAGGAUCAGCGAAGCAAGAAAUGUUACUUAGAAGAAAUUCAAUGGAGGAUGAAGUAUUUUGCCAAUAAGCAAUUGAGAGAUGAAAACUUGCAGGAGCUAAACAAUGUAUCCAAUUUCUAGUCUAGAGAUAAUGUUGG